AUGCAGCUCCCGACCAACCUCCUCGCCCUGCAAGCCCUCUUGGCCUCUGCAGUCUCCGCCGCGGCCUUGCUUCCCCGGGACACCACGCCUAGCAACACCUCUGCCCCAACCUCCACCACUCCCGACAACCCAUUCCCCACCAACGUUGGCUACGCAGGAACCAUCAAGCACGGCUCCCCACCCUUCCUAGCCGUUGAAGACCGCAUCCCAGGUCAACUCAAGACUUCCAUCGACACCCGGUUCAAGCCCAUCCAUGAAUUCAAGGACGACGACUAUAACAUCUUCCACAACCUCGGUAACGAGUCUCCUUACUUCCCUUCGCCACUCUUCUCGUCUUUUCAGGAGAACAACACUGUGCUGCCUGAGAAGUGCACUGUGAAACAAGUGCACAUCUUGCACCGUCAUGGAUCCCGCUACCCCACUUCCUCGACUACCGAAGGAGCUCCUUAUUUCGGGGAAGUGAUCAAGAAUGUUUCACGUCUGAACAACCCCCAGUCAAACUUCAGCGCUUCGGGCCCACUUUCUUUCCUUAACGACUGGAAGUACGAGUUGGGAGCGGAGAUCUUGGUCCCUGUCGGAACGCAAGAGCUCUUCGACUCUGGUGUCUCGCACUACUACCAGUAUGGAAGGCUGUACAAUGCGUCGAGCGACCGGAAGCCCGUGAUUCGCACCACGAGCGAACAGAGGAUGUUGGACUCUGCUCGAUACUGGACCCUUGGCUUCUUCGGCUGGGAUGCAUCGACAAAGAUCAAUCUCGAAGUGAUUCUGGAGGGAGGUGACGGACUGAGCACACCCGAUGCGUUCAACAACACUCUGGCCUCCUACGACACUUGCAACAAUUCGGACACGAUCACUGUUGGUGACACGUACUUGCGUCCGAUCUGGGAUGGCAUCUACCUGCCCAACAUUACUCAGCGUCUGCAGCAGUACGUCAAGGGCUUGACCUUGAAGGAUAAGAUGGUAUAUGGUAUGCAGAGCCUCUGUGCCUACGAGACUGUCGCUCUUGGCUACAGCAACUUCUGCGGCCUGUUCACCAAGGAAGAAUGGGAAGGCUUUGAAUAUGACUUGGAUUUGCAGUUUAGUGGUGAUUACGGCAUCAUGAGUCCCAACGGUAAAGCACAGGGCAUCGGCUGGGUUAACGAGUUGCUCGACCGUCUCACCAAGACUCCUUUCAACAUCAGCACAAUUACCACCGAGAACAGCACGCAAGACAGCAACCCAACCCAUUUCCCUCUCGACCAGUCCAUCUACGUCGACUUCACCCACGACGACAUCGUCCUCUCCGUCCUCACCGCGCUCAACUUCACCCAAGUCGUGGGAGAGUUCUUGGACCCUCACUACCCCGAUCCCAACCGUACUUUCAAGCUGAGCCACAUCACUCCUUUCGCCGCUCGACUCGUCUUUGAGGUGGUGGAUUGCGAAGGAAAGCAAGGGCAGUAUAUUAGAACAAAGCUCAACGAUGCUGUCAUUCCAUACAGUGAAGCUCAGGGUUGUCCGGAGGGCAAGGCCCUUUGCCCGAUGAAAGACUUUGUUGCGUUCCAGCAGGAGAAUGCGUACAAGGAUGCAAACUUUGGCAAGGCUUGCUUCGGAGUCAACGGUACUGAUUUUACUAUUACUGGCCCGGUGAGGAACGGAACUGUUUACUAG
Messenger RNA from Ustilago hordei, 1647 nucleotides. RefSeq lists its product as uncharacterized. Bases 1 to 1647 code for a protein of 548 amino acids. The record is from RefSeq and is a predicted model, not a curated record. Gene Ontology annotation, molecular function: acid phosphatase activity. The transcript has a single exon. NCBI's taxonomy places the organism in Eukaryota, Fungi, Basidiomycota, Ustilaginomycetes, Ustilaginales, Ustilaginaceae.